Messenger RNA from Cyprinus carpio (common carp), 3056 nucleotides. Its product is annotated as piggyBac transposable element-derived protein 4-like. Lineage: Eukaryota; Metazoa; Chordata; Actinopteri; Cypriniformes; Cyprinidae. Bases 672 to 2417 code for a protein of 581 amino acids. The transcript is spliced from 3 exons. The record is from RefSeq and is a predicted model, not a curated record.
AGCUCUGCUUUGUAUUGGCUUGGGAAUAAUCAAAAAAAAAAAAAAAAAAUCUGAAUUACUGUUCUUUUUGAUUUCUUUUGAAAGCAUAACUGAACUAAAUGCAAGCAUUUUUUGAUAGAAGUUUGAAUAAUAAAUAACUAAAAUGUGGCAAGUAUUUAUGAAUGCAGUAUAUAAAACAUUUUCUUUCAUGUUAAAAUUAGCUUGGUGGUGGUGCUCCACAUCGGUCAAUCAUUGUUUCUAUGAUAGUGGGGGUGGGGGGCACUAAUACCACUGAUAAAAGCACUCAAAUGUAAAAUAUUUUCAUUUGUUUAACAAAUUUGAUUGCAAAAAAACGACUUUUGCGCGCAUCUUUCCUCAGGUAGGUUGUGUGUUGUAGCUCAUUGUCUGUCGCUCUGAGGUCUGGCUCAUGAAUAUUAAUCACAUUGUCUGCGUUCGCCAGAGCUGAUUGGCGAGGCCGCAGAGGUGAGCGCUAGCCAAUGCGAUUACCGCUUCUUAUUCUCCAUCUGCCAACGGAUGUGAACGGCAGAAAUAAUAAAUAAUAAACGAUCUUCGUUAUUUUGAUAGGGAAAAAAGUACGAGUACCAAUAACAUCUAGCGCGUCAAUACUACGUGGUUUAUAAGGCUCACUAUCUCUGUGUGAGGAGAGAGCUGGCGCUGUCAGUCAAGCGACGAUGGCACACUGCACGUGUGAGGAAACUCUUGAGACGGUCCUGGACAGCGAGGAAGAAUUCACCUUUUCUUCAGAAGAGGAGCAGGAUGAAGAUGAAGGAUGGUCGCAUUUUGAAGAGCGCCUUGAUCCAGCAGAGGACGCCCUUUCUGACGAAAAUGAGGAGAAUGACAUUGACCAGAUGCCUGUUGCAAAGAAGGCCAGGAAAAGCAAGCAGCCAGCUAUGACGUGGAAAACAGAGACUGAAGUUGACUUGGUUCCACAGACUCUGAGAUUCCUGCCCGCACGAGAACCCGGACCGCAGCUGUGGUCAGCUGACUCGUACACUCCCCUAAGUCUCUUCAAGCUCUUUUUCACUGAAAAUGCUGUCUCAACUCUAUGCUACAACACAAAUGCCCAGGCAGCUAGGUCACUUGCAAGGGGUCGCAAAUACAAGUGGACGGAUGUCAGCGUCAGUGAAAUGUACCGCUACUUUGGACUCAUAUUCUACAUGGGCAUGGUGAAGUUGAUCUCCAUUAAAGACUACUGGCGGCAAGGCAGUCUUUUCUCUGUGCCUUUUCCUGCCACAAUCAUGUCAAGGGACAGAUACCGCACCAUUUCAUGGAAUAUGCACAUGAGUAACCCAGCUGAGGACAAGGAGAAUGACAAAAAGAAGGGCACGAAUGAAUAUGACCGGCUUUUCAGGGUCAAACCCCUCAUGGACACGAUCCGACUUGCGUGCAAAACCAUUUAUCAUCCUAGACGAAAUUUAGCUGUGGAUGAAAGAAUGGUGGCAUGCAAAGCCAGCACAGGCAUGACACAGUACAUGAAAGCCAAGCCAACCAAGUGGGGCUUCAAGCUGUUUGUCCUCGCGGACUCUUCGAACGGAUACACUGUUGACUUCUCUGUGUACACAGGAAAGAACAAAGCUGCCACAGGCAAUGGACUGCCGUAUGAUACUGUGAUGUCUCUCUUGGACAAAAAAGUUUUGGGAUCUGGGUACCACGUGUACAUGGACAAUUUCUACACAAGUCCAAAGCUCCUAUCAGACAUGUUAGAGAUGAAGUAUGGCGCUUGUGGGACUUACAGAGACUACAGGAAGAACAGCCCACAAAAUGCAUCUAAUUCACUGACUAAAAACUCUCCCAGGGGAUCCAUUAGAUGGAUUCGGAAUGGUCCGCUUGUAUUCGUGAAGUGGAUGGACACACGAGAGGUGUCUGUGUGUUCCACUAUCCAUCCUGCCUACACCGGAGACACCGUGCAGAGGAGAGUGAAAACGCAAGAUACAUGGAGCUUCAAGACAUUCCCCUGUCCUGCACCUGUUACUGCAUACAACCAAUACAUGGGGGGCGUUGACCUGUCCGAUCAGCUGUUGCAGUACUACACCGCACAGCACAAAACCUUGAAGUGGUACAGAAAGAUCUUCUUACACUUUUUGGACAUUGCUGCCACCAACUCUUACAUGAUUCACAAGGAGUUAUAUGGCAACAUGACCCACAAGGAGUUUAUGGAGCAGUUAAUUGCAGAGCUCUGUGGCGUGUCACCGAAAAUCCCACAGAAACGGGCCAGCAGUGACCAUGUGCCCGUCCCAGGAGCUCCGCUGAGCAGUGAUACCAGGAAAAUUGCCUCUAGUGGUCGGCGAAUCUGUGUGCACUGCAAAGCAGCGCAUGGAAAGAAGAAGCAAACUCCUUGGAAAUGCCAGGCGUGCGACGUACACUUGUGUCUUCAGCUGACCAGAAAUUGUUUCCAGGAAUGGCACAAAUCCCUGUGACCGUGUGCUCAAAAAUGUGCUUCUGACUUUCUGCCUUUCUUUUUGAUCUGUCUUUCUGUCUGUAUUAUAUUGUACGCUGUUGUAAAUAAACUGCAAAAAAAAAACAUUCUUCUUAUAUAAUCUCUUUUGGUUCCCUCACAGUUGCAUCCCACAUUGAUAGGUCUUUACCCACCUGAUGUGAAAUAAGUCAAAACAGUCGCACACAAGUUUACAUCAAUGUUUUGUUUUAUGUGAAUGAAAGGACGAAAUGAUUAUGGCAAGAUGUUGUAACAAAGGCUGUGGUCUAUGAAAUCCAGUAAUCAAAACUUGUGAACAAGGUUUGCUGUGUUUUAUUACCCCAUGUCUUGUUUCAUAUAUAUCACUAAAUUAGCUGAUUUGGUGCUCAAAGAACAAAUCUUAUCAACGCUGCUUAAGUUCUUACAAAUCUCUUUUUUGCUGUCUUUCAAUUUCGUGGAGUGUAGAUUUGGAAAAAAAAUAUUGAGUUUCAUAACUGACUGGAUGUUCUUGUGAUUCAUUUACAUUUUUACUUUAUAGUUUUGUAGAAAACACUAUUGUUCUGAACAUUAUAUCUUUGUUUUAGUUGCUUUAUUUGUCUGUGACAGUUCUGCCUGCCUGUAAGGUCUAUAUAGAAAUAAAAUC